AAAUUGUAGUGCAGAGGGCAAUAAUACAUAUCCAAAUAAUAGCGACGUGCCAAUUAAAUUGGCUACUCAAAAAAGACCCGUUCUUGCGUUUCGCAUGACGAGGCGCGACUCAUCCAAUUAAAAAGUCAAUGGGACCCUGUGCACUUCAGAUUCAUCUCCUAGAGAAUAAGAGGAUACGUUUUGAAUGUGGAAUAAAAUAAUUGGAAUGGAGCCUGAUCAGUUUUUGCAUCAUUUAGAAGCCAUUGGAAGCAGCGAUGAUCUUCAACUUCUCAGAAAACUAAUAGGAGUCGCUCUUUCAUUUAACAACUGUACGGAGAGCAAAGAUCACUUAAAAUGGAAGGGUGUCUUAGCCAAGCUACUAAGAAUUUUGACGGAAAACGAGGAAAUAGGAAAGGAGCAAAUUUUACUGACGACUCAUGCAUUUAUGUCGCUCCUCAUGAUGACGUGUACAUUGAAAGAACUCCUGGAGUAUCUAACAUUUUACUUACGUUUGGAAACUGAUCAAUUCCAUUUCUUCGACAAUGAAUAUGAAUUGCGUAACGCUGAGUUGUUUAAAUUAUUAAUAAUCUACGGAUUUUUGCAAGUUAACAAAAAGAAUAUUUAUACCGAUGAAGCUCUCUUACUCUGCUUUGAUAUUAUCUAUGAUAACUGUAUUCGUUAUACAAGAUACUCCUACUUUGCUUAUAAAGUCUUGCAAAAUUGGUUACACAGAACAAUGAAUACAGACUUUUGGAUUAACAGCGAUUCAAGACCUGAGAGGAAAUUGGAAGCUGUGAUAUUUUCUAAUUGGGAUAAUUCUAUUAAAGAGAUCAGCAAACGGAAUGCGACUGUGGUGUUCAAUAUGUAUCUUAAAAUAAUGGAUAUGAGGUACAAGAAGAAUUUUCUUAAAACAGCCUUUGAAUCCUGUGUGCAUAACUUGUCAUGGCAAAACGAAACGAAAUAUGCGAUUCUUGCUGAAAUUUGUUAUGUAACCACCGACAUUUCCUACAUCACCACAAAGGAUUUUAUACUGUGCCUCUUCACCAGUCUGACCAAGAGUUAUUUGCGCAGUGCGGGCACUAGAGUUUACAAUGUCAUCUUGAAUAAACUCGACGAAGAUCAAUGGAUAAAUGUUUUCGGUGAACCUGUUAGGAUUAUCGUCGAUCAAUGGGAGUCGGGAUCAAAAAAAAAUCAUAAUGCAUUGCAAUCACUCUGUAAGCAUUGGUUGGAGCCAACGAUUGAAAAAUUUAGGCAGGUUCUAUCAUACCUCUGGGAAUUUAUUAACGAAUCUAAUGGACUGAUUUAUCGUUCCAAUUUGGAAAGAAUUGCUAGUAAGCUUGGAAUUGUUCUGCCAAAUAAUUUCAUCAGUAAUAACUACCUGGACCACGAAGAAGAAAUUGUCAGAUUAAAUGCUUUCGCCAUCUACUGUCAAAGAAUUUCCACUGUAUCGUACACCGACAGAAGCGAAGAUCCAUUUCUAGCAGUGAAGCAUUUCUUGUUCAUGAAUGCAAAUGCCAACACGACAUUUUUGCGAGAAGGAAUUGGAAACCAUUAUAGAACUUUUAUCAUAAAUCUAAUAAAACUUCAUGGAACUCUGGAGAGUACUCGUCAACAAAUCUACGACGUCUUACAAUGGAUUCACCAGUUUCUUCUGGAUUGUUUUGAAAUUGGCUCCUGUUAUCAGAGAAAGAUUCUCGGCUUGAAUCUUUAUAAGACGAUACUCUUUUAUAUCAAUAGAAGUUGCGCCAAUGAUGGGUUUCUCAAUGAUCCACGCCACAAGGAAUCAUUAAAAUAUGGUCUAGUCCUGGGAGACCGAUUAAAAAUAGAUGGAAAAUGGAAAUUCACUGAUAAACAGAGUCUAGUUCUUUUGCUAAAUCUACUAUUAGAUCCAGCAAAUGAUGUUCGAGACCUUUCUGCUGCUAUUCUUCUGGAACAUUUUGAUAAAGAUUCCCUAACAUAUAUCGAGAAGGAAAUUCUAUUGGACACAGCGAUUAGUAAAUGUAACUCAUCAAAAUUUUUCGAAAUAGAAAGCGGUGCUGUAAUAUUUAAAAUAUUGACAAAUUGGUUGCCUCUUGAAACUAACAACAGGACAAAGAUGUUACAUGAAAGGACAAACGAUAUAUUGAAUUCGCAUAUCAAUUACGUUGAUUAUUUGCUAAAAACUGCAGAAAAUCAACUGGCCAAGAUAAAGCGAGAUAUUUUGAAAGCUGUGGUACAGGGUUCUCCUUUUUAUGGUGUUUUAAUAGCAAUUCUGUCAAUUGGUUUUCGCAGAAGUCCAGAAACUCUUUUGAUCACUGAGCAACUAGCAGAAAAAUUACUUUGUUUAUUGGAAGAGGCUGUCAACUUUUUUCUUUCCGUACUCUCAUCAAAAUCCAAAGACUCUGAAUAUUCAUCCUCCUUCGCUGAAAUGGGAUUGGCUAUUGAUGAAACUGUGAAAACUAGUGACGUCGCUGAUACUUUUGAUGAAAUAGCAUUAUCACCUGCUCAUCAACUCGUAGUUAGCUGUAUUUGGAUGAGCUUAAAGGUUUCCUGUGAAUUGGCCAGUGAGAUCGGCGUACUAAUGUAUUCCGAAGAUAUUGUUCAACGCUCCGUGAAUGUCGUAGCGUCUGUAUUGAUGAGAUGUCGUCAUAAAGGUGCAAUAGAAGGAGCUGGUUUAGCCAUUGCUCAGUUGACCAGAAUUCUAUGCAAAGAAGACAAAUAUAAUAAGAUACCAGAGACUUAUUUAAGAAAUCUAAUAAAAAACGGCAAUAAGACUAAUCCAAAUUUAACAAGACGAGGUGCUGGUCUAUCCAUAAUGUUUCACAAAAUUGUCGCCAGCGAUAAUAGAAAGGACAGGCCUCUUCUACACUUUGCAAUUGGGCUGUUAUUAGAUUCUUUAAAAAAUUCACCACAAAUUUCUACAACAGAUAAUGCAGAAGGUUUACAUGAUUCACCUUGUGCUAGAAAUUUACAUUUUUUGUGCAGUCUAGUUGGCGACAAGGAAUUGCACGCACAGUUAGUUCCAUACUUGGAGGAAAUUUCAUUAAUUUGUUUUACAUACCUGGAAUCUCAAACAUGGACUAUACGAAACGCAAGUCUUCAGUUAUUCGGAGUGAUAGUACCAAGAAUUGUAGGCCAGUGCGUAGGAGGAAAACAACUGGACUUUGGAAAUGGCUAUUCUGUCAAUCAUUUUGUAACGCAUUAUCCUUCACUAGCUCUACACAUUCUUAAGCAUCUUCAAAGUUUCCCGACCAUUCAUAAAUUACAAUUAACCUCAGAUAGUCAUUCCAGUUUGGUACAUAUCCUUACUGUUUUGUCGAAAAUGUCCACCGGUGGCUGCAACUUCAUAGAUUAUUCAUCGAAAGAUUAUCUGAGACAGGCAAAGUACAGUGUCCAUGUACUUUUUGCCAAUCCUGUAGGACAUGUUAGAAUUCUAGCGUCUAAGGCUUACGCAGCUUUGACGGCUUUUCCACAAAUAGCUCAAGAAUUAAUUAGUCUUAAGACAGAUGUCCUCAAAGUCAAAGGUAUUAAUUUAAUUCAUGGACAUUUGUGCGCUAUGCGUUAUCUCAAAGAAAAACUUGCUAACGAGAUGGAGAACGCUAAUCCGUAUUAUCAAUUAUCAAUAAUUGAAAAACAAGAACUUUCCGAGGGAAGUGAUGAUAAAUUUUUCAGAGUCAUGGAAGUAUUGAAUUUUUGGAAGAGUCUGAGCAGCGACAAAUCUGCUGCGCGGCCUUGUUACGUUGUGGAAAAGAUGUUUUUGGAAUUGUCAGAUGUUUCGGAAUUAUCUUUAAAUGAUCUUAUACUAUUUGAUGACACUAAAGAUAAUAAAGUGUCUAUUCUAUCUGCAGAAAGGACAAGACCUGGUUUUUUUGCGUUCGUUCAACUGACAAUGCAGUAUUACACGAAUUACGUCAACCGCACUGGUGAUAUUCAAGUAGAAGUAAUCAACAGAAUUCUCCAUUCACAUUGUCUUGAUCAGAGCAUUAGUUUUUUGAAUCAUUUACAAUUUCAUACUCCUAUCAUAGAAACGAUACUCGAUUACAUGCUAAAAGCAACUGAGACAUCUGCAACUGGACUUUCCGACACAAUGAUUAAUUUUUUCAUUCAAUCCUUGAGGCACCUGUCCAGCUCAGCAAUUACGAAGUUAAAAGAAAAUGAAAAAAUACGAUUGCUGAUUUUAAAACUGAAAGGCAAACAUACAAAUUCAAAGUUGGAACAACUGCGUCGUGUGCUGACAAUAAUUUUCAGUAGAGAAGACGAUGCCAUGAAUGAAAUUAUAUCGUUUAUUUUUAACGCUUCUUCCGACGCGGAUGAAAAAAUUCGACAAUUAGCAACAGAGUAUAUUGAGUUUUUGAUGCGUGAUUUUGCAACCUUACAAAACCACGAUAAAUUGAAAAUUCUAACGUCUUGUUUGCUAUUACUAAAAGACGAAGUUUCUGAGAUAAAAGUAGCUACUAUAAACAAUUUAGAAAUUCUCAAUAACAAUUUUUCCACCGAAAAACGUUCCCAUCGCAUUGCUGAAGUAUUGUAUCACGAAAUACUAACUGAAAUAAUAUCGAACAGAGCAAACUUUGCAAAUUUUUCUAGGAGCGACAUUUAUAAUUUUAUUCAAAUUUGUACAGAUACUGUUAAAUGUUCUGAAACAAUUUCUCAUCUGGAAAGUCCAUUCGAUCACGAGAAUGAUGCAUCUCAGAGAGAAGAAACAAAACUUCUCAAUACACUUUUCUAUUGUAUGAGGUAUACGAUAGAUAACGAUUCAAAAUCACUAGAUUUUACAAAAAUAUUGAGUUCCCAGUAUGAAUUACAGAAAGAAGCAGGAUUAGAUUUAACGGACUUACAAAAAGCAUUGAACACGAAGUACAUGGAUUACCUAAUGGCAAAGAAAAAUGUCGUGAGUAGGAUAACACUGGAACACCUGAUACGAGACCGUUGAUUAAGUUUUUCCUUAUGAUUUAUUAUAAAUAAAAUGCUUUUUUUAUACAAUGACGUAAUUUGCACAUUCAGCUUAAAUCUCCAAAUAAGAAGGAAAAAAAUGGUGGGCAAAUUAUGAUCUAGGUAAUACAGGAUUUACGCUAAUUAACAUACUAAAGACGUUUUUCCCUAAUAGAACAAUUUUCUUUUCUAAACUAACGUAUGUCGAAAAAUUUUAUAAUUAAAAGAAAACAUUGCCGAUUUCUGUCAUCAGGGACAAAAAAUAAACAGAAGGAGCUCUAACAUUUUCUGUUCCAUUACGAAUAUCUUUGUUAUUAGAUAUGCGGUCUGCAUGCUCUCUCGUCACUUACAGAGAGGAUCUUCGCAUUAGUAUCAUUAUUAUUAUUAUUAUGCAAAAAUUGAGCAAAAAUAAUUGAUUACUCGAAACAGAUUAUGUGUAUCAUUUUCAAUUUAUGAAUACAUAUACUUAAAUAAGGGGCAGACACGAUUCUCCCUCAAUUCUUAAGGAUCCCUCGACUAAACAUGUACAAGCAUUUUUGUACAAUUGUGUCUUUGUCUCCCAUCAAUAGCAGUUCGUAACUUUGUAUAUUUACAAGAAUUCUCCUACGACAGAGCAGAACGCGUUCACUCAUGAUUCUUACAAAUUAUUCGAAAAAUCAUAGACUCCAAAGAGGAAUAAGUGACAAACGUAUAAGUGCGACAUCUUGACUCCCUGAAUGCAUGCUCUAAGAGACAAUCCAUACUCUAGCAUAUUCUUUUUUUUUUCAUUAUUAGUAUUAUAUUUCCUAUGUAAUUGUAUAUUAGUCAAUAAAUUUUAACCACCUA
Molecule: messenger RNA, 5715 nt
Organism: Cephus cinctus (wheat stem sawfly)
Lineage: Eukaryota; Metazoa; Arthropoda; Insecta; Hymenoptera; Cephidae
Exons: 8
Coding region: 185-4891 (1568 amino acids)
Biological process (GO): tRNA methylation
Cellular component (GO): cytosol
Source: RefSeq, a predicted model, not a curated record